This is a messenger RNA of Alexandromys fortis (reed vole), 2900 nucleotides long. It is a transcript of the gene Colgalt1, whose product is annotated as collagen beta(1-O)galactosyltransferase 1. Gene Ontology annotation, molecular function: procollagen galactosyltransferase activity. Lineage: Eukaryota; Metazoa; Chordata; Mammalia; Rodentia; Cricetidae. The coding region runs from base 37 to 1893 and encodes 618 amino acids. The record is from RefSeq and is a predicted model, not a curated record. The transcript has 12 exons.
CGUCAGAAAAGCGGCUUAAAGGCGACGCGUGGCGCGAUGGCGGCGUUCUCCGGCGGGUUGCGCGGGCUGCGGUUCCUGCCGCUGCUCCUGCUGCUGCCGCUGCCGCCCGGUGGCCCGCGGGGCACCGACGGCUACUUCCCUGAGGAGCGCUGGAGCCCCGAGUCCCCGCUGCAGGCGCCGCGCGUGCUCAUCGCGCUGCUGGCGCGGAACGCGGCGCCCGCGCUGCCGGCCAUGCUGGGCGCCCUGGAGCGGCUGCGCCACCCACGGGAGCGCACGGCGUUAUGGGUGGCCACGGAUCACAACACGGACAACACUUCAGCCAUACUCCGAGAGUGGCUGGUGGCUGUAAAGGGUUUGUACCACUCUGUGGAGUGGCGGCCAGCGGAAGAGCCCAGUUCCUACCCAGAUGAAGAGGGCCCCAAACACUGGUCUGACUCCCGCUACGAACAUGUCAUGAAGUUGCGCCAGGCGGCUCUCAAGUCAGCUCGGGAUAUGUGGGCUGAUUACAUCAUGUUUGUGGACAGUGACAACUUGAUCACCAACCCUGACACCCUGAGUCUCCUCAUUGCUGAGAACAAGACAGUGGUGGCCCCGAUGCUGGAUUCCCGUGCAGCGUACUCCAACUUCUGGUGUGGGAUGACUUCGCAGGGCUACUACAAGCGCACCCCUGCCUACAUCCCCAUCCGGAAACGAGACCGCAGAGGCUGCUUUGCCGUUCCCAUGGUGCACUCCACCUUUCUCAUCGACCUGCGGAAGGAGGCGUCCAGGAGCCUGGCCUUCUAUCCACCGCACCCUGACUACACCUGGUCUUUUGACGACAUCAUUGUGUUUGCCUUCUCCUGCAAGCAGGCAGAGGUACAGAUGUACGUGUGCAAUAAGGAGGUGUACGGCUUCCUGCCCGUGCCUCUGCGUGCGCAUAGCAGCCUGCAGGACGAGGCAGAGAGCUUCAUGCACGUGCAGCUGGAAGUCAUGGUAAAGCACCCGCCAGUGCAGCUGUCCCGGUUCAUCUCAGCACCCAGCAAGACUGCAGACAAGAUGGGCUUUGACGAGGUCUUCAUGAUCAACCUGAAGCGGAGGCGGGACCGGCGAGAACGCAUGCUGCGGGCCCUGCAUGAGCAAGAGAUCGACUGCAAGCUGGUGGAGGCCGUGGAUGGCAAAGCCAUGAACACCAGCCAGGUGGAGGCCCUGGGCAUCCAGAUGCUGCCUGGCUACCGGGACCCCUACCACGGGCGACCCCUCACCAAGGGAGAGCUGGGCUGCUUCCUCAGCCACUACAACAUCUGGAGGGAGGUGGUCGACCGGGGACUGCAGAAAUCCCUCGUGUUUGAGGAUGAUCUGCGUUUUGAGAUCUUCUUCAAGAGACGGCUGAUGAACCUCAUGCGGGAUGUGGAGCGCGAGGGUUUGGACUGGGACCUCAUAUACGUGGGCCGGAAGCGCAUGCAGGUGGAGCAGCCGGAAAAGGCCGUGCCCCGCGUGAGGAACCUGGUGGAGGCAGACUACUCCUACUGGACGCUCGCCUACGUGAUCUCCCUGCAGGGUGCUCGCAAAUUGCUUGGAGCCAAGCCGCUGGCCAAAAUGCUGCCAGUUGACGAGUUCCUGCCCGUCAUGUUUGACAAGCACCCAGUGUCAGAAUAUAAGACUCACUUCUCUCCCCGCAACCUGCGCGCCUUCUCCGUAGAGCCGCUCCUCGUCUAUCCUACACACUAUACGGGGGACGACGGCUAUGUGAGCGACACGGAGACCUCAGUUGUGUGGAAUAACGAGCAGGUUAAGACUGACUGGGACCGAGCCAAGUCCCAGAAGAUGCGAGAGCAGCAGGCGCUGAGCCGAGAGGCCAAGAACUCUGACGUGCUGCAAUCCCCACUGGACAGUGCCGCUCGGGACGAGCUCUGAGGCAGCUGGCAAAAGGCUGUGGCUGCCGGGAUCACAGGGCCACCCAGGCAGACCGUAGAGGACUCUGUAGCAGACGGCUUCGUCUCCUGCUCAGCAGUCACUUGCACACUGGCACUAUUAAUGGAAUGUUCACUGUGCCAGGAACGGGCUGGGCACUGGGAGGUUGUCUGUCGCUCCGUUGUGUCCACCGCGAAGGAAGGUUUGUUAGAGCAGUGAACAGGCUUAGCGCUUCCUGCAUCAGGGAUUGAUUUGAACAUUGGGUGGUUAGUGAUCAGGCCGAGUCAGAUAUUAGGGAUGCACACUUAUUUUAAAAUCUUUAUUGAGGACAUACUGUGUGUUGGGCACCAUUCUUAGCCCUAGGGAUACAGAAAUAAGAAAAGUCGACGUGCCAGGCACCUGAUGACGCCAGGUCUUGGGCAACACCGAGUUGAGUACCUGUGUGUCGCCCAUUAGGUGCUGGGGGUGGUGGUCCCAUUGGUGCUCCCCCUUCCAUGGGCUGACGUGCUGAGUGCAAGGACAGAGCAGACAGAAAUGUCUUCGUGUAACAGGCCUUUAUUGAGUGCUUAUGGCGUGUCAGGCCUUGAGGACUCUCAGCCUGUCUGUGAGAGGACAGCAUCUUCCCCUUGUCCAGAGGGACGCUGCUCUCCUUACACUUGCCUGCUGGGUUUCAGGGUACUGGUGGCCUUGCCAGCCCCCCUGGAGGGGUGUCACGGGGGAUGGGGCUCCCUUGCCCACCCCUGGCUUCCAUAGCUCCUCCCUGCCCUUGUGUCUCAGGUGUCCCCUGCUUGCUCUUGUGCAUUUGGGGCCUUGAAGUGGCCCAGCUGCAUUGGGGUGUUCUUAUUUGCCUUGGCUGUAUGUUUCCUCGCAGGGCCAGGGGGUCACUGUGCCUUCAAAGCCAGAUCAGAUGUCAGCAGGCAGAAGGUCUCACCUCUAGGGGAUGACUGCCCGCUCAGAUCUUGGUAACUUGCUCACGGUUGUAUUAAAUACUCCUGGUUGGUUUGGCUGAA